AUGGGACUCAAGGACAUAUUCCAUUUGGCCCGAGUGCCCUCCAUCCUCAUGCUCGGCUUGGUUUAUGUGCUCUACGUCCUGAUCGGCGGGGUGGUGUUUUGGAAGCUGGAGGGAGAUCUCGGACAAAAGGACAUCAGUCUUUUGUUGUUGAGCAAACAAAAGGUGUUGUCGACGUACACGUGUCUGGACCAGGAUGGCCUUGAGAAAGUGGCUCAGGUUGUCCAAGAUUCAUCAAAAGCCGGCCUGAGUUUGAAAGCCAACAGCACCACAGAUGGAUUCUGGAAAUUCACCAGCUCAGCUGUGUUUGCCGCCACCGUGGUCACAACGAUAGGUUACGGAAACAUGAGUCCCAGCUCCACUGCUGGUCAGAUCUUCUGUGUGUUCUUCGCCCUUUUUGGCAUCCCGCUCAACAUGGUGGUGCUCAACAGGGUGGGCAAGUACAUGCUUGUAAUGGAGAGAAACAUCUCCAACUACCUGGAAGGGAAGACUGGCAGACGGACAUGCACACGCUUCUUCGUCCACCUGGUGUCCUACCUGUCUGGAGCGCUCCUCUUUUUAUUUGUACCCAUGAUCGUGUUCCAGCUCCAUGAAGGUUGGACCUACUCACAAGCCAUCUACUACUGCUUCAUCACCCUAAGCACCAUCGGCUUUGGAGACUUGGUGGCCGACAAUAACCCAGACCAAGUGUACCCAGAGUGGUACAGCGUCCUCAUGGCCUCCUGGAUCUUCUUCGGCCUGGCCUGGCUGGCACUCGUCAUCAACCACUCCAUUGACAUGCUGGAGCGGCUCAACAUGCACCUCAAACAGUGGUGGGGGGGGCAUGAGCAGGAGGAACAGUCAGGUGGUGUGGGGAGCGACAACCCUGACUCACACGUGGAGGAGCAAGAGGAGGUCAAUCGGCCACCUUCAAAGCAGUAA
This is a messenger RNA of Dunckerocampus dactyliophorus (ringed pipefish), 918 nucleotides long. RefSeq names its product potassium channel, subfamily K, member 17 (gene kcnk17). The coding region runs from base 1 to 918 and encodes 305 amino acids. The transcript is spliced from 5 exons. NCBI's taxonomy places the organism in Eukaryota, Metazoa, Chordata, Actinopteri, Syngnathiformes, Syngnathidae. Gene Ontology annotation, molecular function: potassium ion leak channel activity. Gene Ontology annotation, biological process: potassium ion transmembrane transport; stabilization of membrane potential. Gene Ontology annotation, cellular component: membrane. The record is from RefSeq and is a predicted model, not a curated record.